Messenger RNA from Symbiodinium sp. CCMP2592, 4689 nucleotides. Lineage: Eukaryota; Dinophyceae; Suessiales; Symbiodiniaceae. The record is from the annotation of a GenBank genome assembly.
AUGGAGGAUGCAGCUGGCUUUGACGACGAGGCCGGCCACUUGGACCACGUCGGCGGCCCGACGGCCCAGGACCUUCGGCAUCCUCUCGGUCACCUUUGCAGCGGAGGAGUGACCGAGCUGCGGUGGGCCCUGCUGCUCAUUCCGAUCGGUGCGGCAGCCGUGGGCCCGGAGCUUCAGCUCCUAGAUUUGUCGGACUGCAAGCAGGCUUUCUUCCUUGUGGGUCGCCGACAAUGGUCAGAUCGUCAGGAUGCCCAGCGGGCACUUUUGCACAUGGUUUGCUUUGCUGAUUGCUUCCGGCUCCUUGCCUUUGACCGUGCCGGUGUGCCAGGCUGGGUGCACUUGGGCUACGUUUUGAAUAAGGCCAACAUCAAAGAUGCCAUCUGCCAACUGCUGCAGACAAAGGCGGAACAAGGUGCCGCGACUUUCUUGCGGUGUCUGCAGAUGUUCAAAGCAGCAGUGUCCAAGCAAGCCCCUUUGGCAACGCUCGGCAAUCAGAUUGUUGAUGGAGAUGUGCUGGAGGACUGCAUUUCGGCGGUUCGUGCUGGCGGUGAUUUCCCUCUGCCACCUCCCCUGCUUGAGGGCGGCCGUGAGGAUAGCGAGUUGGAUAAAGAGAUUGCUGCCGCUGUGGCAGAGCCUAGUCCUUUAGUCUCUGACGCAUUGGAGAUGCUUUUCCUACGAUUGGAGCCUGACUACUUGACGGUGGUCAAGGUCCAGCCGACGGCGGAGCGGAAUGUGGAUGGCUACCAGCAUCUGCUGUGUGUGAAAGACGUGUGGAGCCAGUUGAGCAUGGCAACCAGCUUUUUUGCCUGGUACUCCAAGAACGAGAGCUCCGGCACACUCAAGCAGCAUGCUGAUUCCUGGGGGCUCAGUCGCAAGCACAUAGUGCGACACGAGAACUACAAAGGCAGUCAAGAAGCUUUCACAUGGCCGGGCUUGAAAUAUGACUGUGUCUCAACCGCCGGCUUCCUGCUUCUGAUUGGAACCCUGGCACAGAUUCGUGGUUUGGCUGAGAACGUACAGAGCAGAUGUGUCAGUCUGCUUCGUCGCAUGACGGGACUCCUGGAGUUCUCAGACGGGCUGAAGCUGCUUCCCACUUUGACGUUGGCGGUCCAGGAUGGCCAGGUCAUGCUCAAGAGCUUUCUCAAGCUCUUCGACCGCGAGCUACGAGCCUCGCUGAAGCAGAGGUGGGAAAACUGCGUCGCUCUGGGCACAAGUCGCAAGAACCUGGGCGGGUACGUCCCUGUUGCAGAUGUAUGCUGGUUUCUGAUGAGACUCCGAGCUGAUUCAGAUGGCCUUUCUCAGGUCCCAGUCACGAGGCUACAGAAACGCAUCUUGCAUAUCUUGGCCCAGGCUUGGGAGAGCGGCAUGUGCGAUGGCUCCAUACACCUGCGAGAUACGCCACCGCGGCAGCAGGAGGAGCCAGGUCAGACGCCAUGGUCGUCCGGGUCGCGAACCCGGAACGCGAACUUGGCGAGGCAAGAACUGUUGAAAAGAUUCUUGGCCAGGGGCGGAGGCUUCGUGACUGGAUUGAGAAAUCGCUCCAAUUCCGAGAUCUGCCCUACAGACCUUGAGCUGCCGGGUACGCUGGGGAAAAGCUUGGGCGCUUGUGCUGCACACCAGUACUUGACCGGCUACUUUCUGGACGCCCGGAGUGCCUUGAUGAAGAAGCUUUCCGUGCAGAAGUUUCGACACAUGAGCAUGUACGAGGAUGCUGCGAAGGUCGGCACAUACGAGGUGCUUCAAGUGCUGGUGUCCGCGGAUGGCUUGAUGAUCUCCUCGCCCAUCAGUUUGCUACCCCAGCUCAAAGAGACCACCGAGAGCAGUGCUGCAGAGAACUUGGCGAAGGCGGCAGAACUGGUGCCGAAGAAGGCAUUGCAGGAUCUCAAAGGCGCCAAGGCCUCCUGUGGCCCUGCGACUUUGAGUGCACCUGAGAAAGUUGCGACACGUUCCAAGCUCCUUGCAAUCAAUCAUUCGCUCAAUGCUCUGAUUGAUUAUCGCCUGGCUGACAGCCUGCCGCCGCAUGCUUUUCGGCCCUGCCGGAAUGGGGAACGAAGGAGCACCGUUCACUGGAAUGGAUUGGACUUGCCCUAUGUUUGGUCGCCGACAGGGGUGACCUGGCAGACAACCCAGUACCCAGGCUGGCAAUCCAUCCUGAGGCUGAACUGCUUGCAGGACGAGGGGGACGCAGCCGGAGCGUACCAGAUGGCGCAAAAUGGGCUGGCGGUGCUUGUCCACCGUGACACUCUACACAAACUACACAGAGAAGAAAUUCUCGCUUCGUCAGAGGUGGCAGAGAUUGCACUGGCACGCAAGCAGAUCAACCUCGUCUUGAAAUUCGACCGAGCGCCUUGGGCAACUUCUGCAUUUGGGCGUAGGCUGGCCGAAGCCAGAGACCGUGUGGGUGAAAUCCCCACUGAUCAUCCCUUGAUUGACAUGGUCAGUGCCGGAAUCAUUUCCGACCUGGGGCUCUCGCCGGAUGCUUCACCGGCUCAAGUCAAAGAGGCGAUCCUUGCCUUUUGCCGCUCCAAGCGCGGCAGCACUGGUGCAGAGCACAAGACCGGCAGGUGGUGCGACCUGCUGGACUCCUUCCGCCGCUUGAGAUCCGAGUGGCAUUGCCGCCUGUUCGUGCUUCUAUUUGCAAUGAUCUUGGAAGGAAGAAAUCCGUGGAGUGCACUCUCCGAGAGCUUGGACAAGGCUGGCUCGGACGACGAUGUUGCUCUGGCUCCCAAGGUCCUUAGGGUGCGAGAAGAUAAGUCCGUGGAGGGAAGUCUCCGUCUUCGUUCGUACGUGGUCAAGCAUUGGCCAGACUUGAUCCGGGAUACUUUGAAGUCUGCCUUGAGCCCAGAGAGCAUCCAAGACUUGAUCUGCAAUGUCGACGACACCGAGCAGCUCUUGGCAGUGCAUUGGAGACACACCAUAGCCACAGUUCAGCGAUUCUGGGAUUAUUCUACUCUGUAUCAGUUUUUUCCCUGGCGAUUUUUCAUGCUCCUCGAUUGCAAUCCCGAUGUCGCCAAUCGGUGUUUGAAGGAAAUGGAGUCAGAGUGGGUUUUUUUGUGUCGAAUGGAGGAGAAGUGUCGCGAUGCCAGCGACCAGUAUCCUCUCAAAGCCGUGCCGCAUGUACGAUGGCACGUGUAUCGUGAGGUUAUGACAUACUGCCAGGAGAGGCGGUGGCGACUGACUGACGAUCUGAAAGACCUGGUGCGAGCUUGGCUAGCUGAUCCUUCGAGCACAUUGGGCUGCGAAAAUUGCUUUCGCAGCCUACGUCUGGGAGAGAGAGGCCAAUCUGGAGGCGAAAUUGCGCCUGUGCAGCUGCAAACUGCAUCGAUACAGGCAGUGGCCGAGCGAUACGAGAACUUCGAGACCAUCUCUCCAUCGCCAUCUCUUGUGCAUUCAGUGCCGAUGAAGCAAGUCAUCAAGACUUCGAUUUUCACCGCGAAGCGCGACACUGCAGCUGACACAGGAUUGGAGAACUUCAAUGCAAUCGCUCGCGAGGCGGCUACCUCGCCUUACCAUUUCAAUCGCAAAGCCUUAAACGUGUGGUCGACAUGCAAGAGGCUGGACGGUGAUAUGUCCAGAACCUGGGUCACGGAGCUCGCCAGGCCUGCUCAGGUCUGGCAGUGUCGACAGGACUUGUUUCUCGUGGUGGAUGCUCCGUACGUGGUGCUGCGAGUCUGCUCUUUGCUGAGGCAAACGAAGGUGGUCGAUGGCCAAAACCAUCAUGUGGCUGUCAUCCCAACCAGUGCUUUUCAGAUGAAGGAUAUCAACCCGGCCGACCCCGACGAUUGGUUUCUGCUGCCUGCCGAGCCCAUGCUGCUGAAUGCCAGAGAGAUGGUCUUGAAGCUGGGAGAUCCGCAACCUAUCAUCAACUAUGCCUUGGAGAACUAUGCAUGCAGAGCUUUGGCUGUGCAUCAGUUUGGUACCCUUGUGGACGGACUUUCUGCCAAUGCGUUGCGGAUGCUGUGCACUGCUAAAGGGAGUCCUGCCAAAGGCAACAUGACGAAGAAAGCAACGUGCGAGCAUCUCUUGAAGCACAUGGGCUAUGACGAGGGCAAAGCAGCGAGCAUUCUUGCAACCUUCAAGCAGACGACGAAAGCCACCGAGGAAAUGGAAAACGAUGAUGACAUUGAUGAUCCCGGUGGAAACUCGGCUGUGCUGGGCAUGGACACGGUCUGUGAAGCUGAACUCUUGAGCAAGCUGCUCUCGAGGAUGGAGAAAAAGGAGACGGAUGCAACUGCAGCGCCUCAGAAUGACAAGGCUUCUGCCUCUGCACCUCCUUCGAAACGUGCAAAAACUUCGCGGGCCGAUGCAGCUCAGCAUGGACAGUCGUCGGUGAUCCCAUGGCCGGCGGAGGAACGUGGAUCCAAGGAAGGGGCGGCCUCCAUUUUGGAGGUGCCGCCGGGUUGCCGGAUUGGUCACAAUGCACCCCUUGCUGCAUCACCAUUCUUGCAAGGAUUUCUCCCAGAGGGACAAGUCUGGAGGAAUGGAAAAAACAGCAUAUCCCGAGCUUACAAGCCUGCAUCCACAAGUUCGACGGUUUCCAUUCGUGUUGCUCGCUCUUACGAUCAGGCCAAAGCAGAGGUUUCGGAAUGGCUUUGGUCGUGGUGGGAGGCCAAGGGCAAGCCCGGAUGCGGUACAGAAGCCGAGACAUCCGAGCCACCGGCCCGACCGGCCAAGCAGCAAAAGAAGUGA